GGCGAAGGGAUCUCCGGAACCGAAUUGCGCGUAUAAAUUUCCGGAUUCGUCGGACGUGUGAUCCUUGCGAUUCACGCUAUCCUCGUCAUCCUCGCGAUAUCUUGUGACAUUUUCCCUUCCUUUCCUGCCGCUACACAACGUGGGCUGCGAACUUUCAAUUCAAUAUGACACAACCAACAUCCAUCAACAUGACCUUCGACACAUCUCUUAUCGACCUGUGUCAAGGCCGUUCCACAGCUCUCAACUCCUCGUUCUCAACCACCGAAUCCGAGCCCUCAGACGCCGGCCAACCCCUCCCCACUGAACCAACAAUGAAGACACCAACGCUCCCCCAAGGGCCUCCAACCACAAGCCAACCCGAGUGCCAAAGCCAAGACACCCCCAAACAAUCCCAGACCCUAGAUAGCAUCCAAUCUUCAAUACCUACACUCCCCCCACCCCCAAAGUGCUCGACUCCAAUCCAACACCUCCCAACCCAAGAAGCCUACAAUGCAUGGUCCUCUGUCUAUGACGCCGACGGCAACAUGUUGCAAGCCAUCGACGAUCUGGAACUCCUUACCCUGCUUCCAGAUUUCCUAUCUCUAGUCCUCGCAUCUCAUUCUCCAGAAUCGAGACUCCAUAUUAUCGACCUGGGUUGUGGGACCGGUCGGAAUACUGCGAAGAUGCUGGGUUAUGCCUGGCCCAAGGAGGAGGAUGUACAUAUCACGGGUCUGGAUUUCUCGCAGGGGAUGUUGGACGUAGCUGCUAGGAAACUCGGGUCUAUUCAUACUGGCAAUCCAGGCCCGACACGAGUUACGUGGAGUCUGGAGCAGUGUGAUUGUUUCCCUACUGUCAAUACUCCCAACCUUCCAACCCCCAGCUCAACUACGGCGCUGCCAACAACCCAGACACCCCUCCCCCUCGCCAUCGCCGUCAUCAGCACCCUAGUGCUAGAACAUAUACCGCUCUCUGCCUACUUCUCCACUCUCGCGGCCCUCGUUCGAAAAGGUGGGUACGCACUCAUAACAAACAUGCAUGAUGAAAUGGGGCGGAUAAGUCAAGCAGGGUUUGUAAGGGAGGAUGGGGUGAAAAUCCGGGGAACAAGUUUUGCGCAUGGGGUGGAUGAGACGGUGGAGGAGGCGCAGAGGAUGGGGUUUGAGGUGGUGGUUGUGAAGGAGAGGGGGGUGGAAGCGGAGGAUGUAGAGAGCGGGGUUGUUGGGGUUAAGGUUUGGUAUGGGUUGGUGGUGAGGAAAGCCGAGUGAGGUGACAAGAAGGAGGGAAGUUGGUGUGGCGGACGGUUAAAAGAACUUUGGAUUAGGAUCUCCUCUUACGAUCUCCAGCUUGAACUAGAGGUUUCGGUAAUGUUGAGAAAGAUUCCAAG
Messenger RNA from Lindgomyces ingoldianus, 1360 nucleotides. Its product is annotated as S-adenosyl-L-methionine-dependent methyltransferase. The coding region runs from base 165 to 1241 and encodes 358 amino acids. The transcript has a single exon. The record is from RefSeq and is a predicted model, not a curated record. Lineage: Eukaryota; Fungi; Ascomycota; Dothideomycetes; Pleosporales; Lindgomycetaceae.